GUUUGGCCAAAGCGACCUAAUACCUGCUAUUACGAAUGAUUUCCCUUGCAAUGUAAUAUAUAUAUUCAUUAAGCCACUUUUGAAUUUCGGAGAAGUCGAAUUUUAGCGUUCAGUAAGCAUAGUCCUAAGCGAUUCUCUCGACUGGGAAGCGCAGUUUGAAGGGGGCCGCCCCCUCUGUGAGCACCGUGAUUUACGGGGCGGAGGGACUAGCUGCGGCAGCUGCUGUCGGUUUACUGGGCAUGUGAGCCACCCUUCACACCGUGCAUCUGAUCAAACCAAACCGGCCGUCGCGCAGCCCAUCUAGCCUGAUAAAACGCUUCCUGUGUCAGCGUUGGACCCUCCACCAUCUCCUCCAGCUCUUCCAGCCAAGAACCAAGUUCAGCCUCAGCCAAGCCUUGUGUUUUAAGCAGGUCACACAGGCGGAGUCAUGGCGGAGCAGCAUAGGCAACGCUCGCUCUCCACCUCUGGGGAGACCCUGUAUCGUGUGCUGGGGGUCGAGAAGAUGGCCACUCCUGACGACAUCAAGAAGUCCUACAGGAAAUUAGCAUUGAAGUUUCACCCUGACAAGAACCCAGACAACCCAGAGGCGGCUGAGAAGUUCAAGGAGAUCAACAGCGCUCACACCAUCCUGACGGACCCCACUAAGCGCAACAUCUACGACAAGUACGGCUCCUUGGGCCUGUAUGUGGCUGAGCAGUUUGGCGAAGAGAAUGUCAACACCUACUUCGUGCUGUCCAGCUGGUGGGCUAAGGCCCUCUUUGUAUUGUGCGGCCUGGCGACAGGCUGCUACUUCUGCUGCUGCCUCUGCUGCUGCUGUAACUGCUGCUGCGGGAAAUGCAAGCCGCGUCCACCAGAGGGCCAGGAUCAGGAGUUCUAUGUAUCGCCGGAAGAUCUAGAGGCCGAGCUACAGUCUGACGAGAAGGAGUCCUCAGCCCCCAUCACGAUGCAGCCCUCGUCUGCGACCGAGACGACCCAGCUGAACACCGACGUCCACUACUCCAGCUACCACACUGACACUGGCUUCAACUAGGCCCCUGCGCCCCCCCCCUCUCCCCCCCCAGCCCCAGAAAAGCCAGGCCAGAGGGGUAUAGGCGGGGUGAAUCUGAAGAGGUCAUUUGCAGUGCAGCAGAAAGGGGCAGAGCAGCCUGAUGGGCCUGGCCCCCCCUCGGGCCGGGCAGUGGGGAAGCUGCUUUUGAAAGCAGACGGACGUUCGGUUUUGUCAGUAUGUGUGUGUGUGUUUGUGCUUUUGGAGUUCAUGGUCCAUUUCAGAUCUGCUCUUUGUUCUGUUUCAUACAUGUGCUUAAUAUUUCUUGGGUAGGUUCUCUGGUUGUGUGCGUGUGCCUCGGUCCCGGUUUCAGCAUGUUCCCUAGGCCCCUCCUGCCCUCCUGCCCCCACUGCGGUGCUGCCAGCCUCCCGGUCACCCACAGGCCGACGUUCAUGUGCACGAGCCUCGGACCCCUGCAUGCCUGUGCCCUCCUCUGUGUCUGAGCUCGAUGUGUGAUGGAAGCAGCCGGGGGGGAUGGGGCCAGACUGACCAGACAGCCUGCCCCGUGACACCCCCCAGGGGUAACUCCCUUCUGGUGCGGGAUCACCUCGGCUGCGCCGUCUCGUGUUGGCCAUCGUGUUCGACAGGAUGUUUCUUCUGCUCUAUGCCGUGCAUGUGGCUCUGUAGUGCCCCCUUGUGGCUCUCUGUCCUGUCCCGUGAUGCUCCCCAUAUCUCCCAGGCCCAGGUAACGGCGCCAUGCUCUCAUCAUGCGGGGCUGGCUGUGAUACUGAAAGCCCAUCUGGUGUCCGGCACCUGCCUGUGCCCUUUGUGCAGCUUUUCCUCCUCCUGAGAGAUUGGCCCCUGGCCAGCAGGCAGACGGCCCGGGGAUAUUAGGCGUUCGCUUGGCCGUAGCCCCCCCCCCCCCCUCCCAUCCGUAAGUGUGUAAUGGCCCACGGUGGGAUGGAGUUGCUCCCAUUUUCAGCUGCACUAUGAGGAUUUUGUGGAGAUAGCGUUGCUGGGGGAGGGGGGAGGAGGGUCGCUGACACUCGCUCUCGUGCUUUACAUUCCUACCAGCUCGGUGUCCCUCCCAUGCCAAGUGCAGGGGGCAUGAUGUGGCCCUUAUCGCGCCCAGCCAAGCCAUGCUGGACCCUCAAUGAGUAUCCCGGCCUGGGUUUUGAAAGUCGCUCUGUGGGUCUCGUGUGUUAAUUUCCACCCCUGGUCACUCUCUGCAACCGCUGAUGGUGUUAGCUGUAGCUAUAAGCGUCACUGCCUGUGCAGACGGUCCCACUAGGGGUCGCCCCUGUUCCAUGUUUUCCCCCGACUGAAUUUCCUGCGGGUUGAUUUCCUGGAAGACUGAGCUGCUUUUUGGUACAAGCUGACCCACCAAAUCGCUCAUUCCGGGUUGUUGAGUUGGCAGUGGAGUUUACGGCGCCUCCAAGCUGGUCCCAUCUAAGCAGGGCCUCCCUAACAGAGCUUCUCUUCAUUUUUGUGUGUUUUUGGGGUCUUUCUCUGGUUUAAUCUGUGCUUAUUCUGUGCUUCUUUCCGGACGGGCUACAGGACGUGUUGAAAUUUGAGUGUCUUUUGAGCUUCUGAUGGCCAGAUUUAUCUCUGAAGAAUAUACCCUCAGCUCGGCGGCAGAUGUUAUGCUCACUGCCUCAUUCUUUUCUCUCGCCUUGCAAACCUCAGGAUGAAAUCUGGUGUCUCCCCCCCCCCCAGCCCCCACACCCCCAUACUCCAGCUCAAAUUUUUCCUUGAACAACUGUUUACAUUUUGUUAGCACUGGUGAGUUAAAAAUGUUUCACAAUUGCGUAAAAGCCAUCAUAUAGGAAAGACUGGAAGGACUGAAACGGCUUAUUAAAAAUGGAAGUUUCCCAACUUUUAUCCCAAAGCAUCUAACAAAUAACUCUGUUUUGUCAGAAGCACAGGUUGGCUGGGAGAUGCGAUUUUUUUUUUUUUUUCUUUUUUUUUUCUCUCUCCAAUCACAAGUCAUCUUCAGCUGAAUGUUUCCCUGCUUUUGCUUCCACAUGCUCUGUGUGCAUUGAGCAGAUGUGGCUGGGCUCAUGCGGGUGAAAUUUAAACUGCUUCUGUCUCCUGCAUCAUUCUCCUUUCGCAAGAUCCUGUAAUUCUCCUGCACCUUUGUACAUAUUUCUGUGUAUAUAGCACUAACCUGUUGGCCUGCAUUACACCCGUGUAACCAGAUAAUGUGAUUUUCUUUGCUGAUAUAAACUGGGCCUGUAACAAUAUUCACUGUUUGUCACGUGCCAGGACAAAAAAGAAAAAAAGACUCAAAUGUUCAGUUCAUGUCUAAUCUCUGCCAGCAAAAAAAAAGAAGAGCAGCCUGUAGGAGCUUUGCUUGCUGAAUGGUUCACUGCAGUUUAAUAUUUCGCUUGCACGUGGUAGCACAGGACUGGACCGUGGUCUUGUGGUAUAAUGCACAUGCCACAGCCGAGCUGGGUCUCGCACCAUCAGCUUCCAAGGUGGGUUACAGUGAUCAGGUGUAUAACCAAGGCGCACACACCAGGGAAAUGGCUGGUGUGAAAACCACCAACGCUUUGUGUCGCCUUGUUUUAGUGCCACUGUCAGCGUGGGUAACAAGGCUUGAGACACUGCCCAAGGAUUUGCCAUUAAGUGCGAGCUGUCAAGAGAUAGACGGUACGUGUUUGACUGUUCAGGAUCAGAGACUGGCAGAUUUAUUUAAGGAUCUUGAAACUGAAAAUAGUGUCAUAGUAACAUGUGUUGUAUUUAUUUUUCAAUGGUUUUUAAUAACGCAUACUGUAGUUUUUAAUGGUAUGUAAUUUAGUUGUGACCAUUGAACUGUGUGUAACACAACUUAAUGGUUGAACUCUGUUGUACAUACACUUAAAUAUAACUAAAGUAAUAGUUUUGUUUUAGCAUGGUCACAUCAGACAGGAAAAAAAAGAAAUGUUGGUAAUUUAUUGAAUUUGCUGUUGUAAAAUAAAUGUUUUGGAACAUU
This is a messenger RNA of Brienomyrus brachyistius, 3959 nucleotides long. Its product is annotated as dnaJ homolog subfamily C member 5-like. The transcript has 6 exons. The record is from RefSeq and is a predicted model, not a curated record. Gene Ontology annotation, cellular component: intracellular membrane-bounded organelle; membrane; presynapse. The coding region runs from base 428 to 1030 and encodes 200 amino acids. Gene Ontology annotation, biological process: regulation of synaptic vesicle cycle. Lineage: Eukaryota; Metazoa; Chordata; Actinopteri; Osteoglossiformes; Mormyridae.